Molecule: messenger RNA, 3013 nt
Organism: Cicer arietinum (chickpea)
Lineage: Eukaryota; Viridiplantae; Streptophyta; Magnoliopsida; Fabales; Fabaceae
Product: cysteine-rich receptor-like protein kinase 10
Biological process (GO): defense response to bacterium; protein phosphorylation
Cellular component (GO): plasma membrane
Molecular function (GO): ATP binding; protein serine/threonine kinase activity
Source: RefSeq, a predicted model, not a curated record
GAAUUAACUUCUUACCAACUAAACUCAUCGUUAACUCAUAUUUUUUAUACUAUUAUGUAUGCAUAUAUUAGAAAAGAAAAAAAUCGCCAAACGAAAAUCAAGAGUAUAAUUCUAAAAAUACCACUAUUAACAUCCAAGGAAAACAAUUAUGAAAUGGGCAACAUACUAAUUAUGAAAAACACUCUCUACCAUAACAUGCUUAAAAUGUUCCUGUCAAACCAACUCCAAACCUGCAAUCAUUCCAUACAUCUUUGCAUGCAGCACAUCUCAAUGGUCAAUCUUCAGAGCAAAAAUCAUAUCAUUAUAUAUAUAAGGUUUGUUCCACUGACAGGUUGUGUAAUGUGGAGGUUACUUUGUGAUAGAAAAUUGUGGUGUUACUUGGUGAUAAUAGUGGGUUGGAUCGAGUUCAUUCAGAUAAUUGAAUCGAUUCUGGUCAAAAUUUUGAAGUGAUUUUUAUGUUUUUAUGGAACGUUCCAAAAAUGAAGCUAAAACCAAAUAAGCAACCGUGAUUACGGUCUACAACAACUAGCUGAAGUGAACUACACGUACAUGCCCAACCCAUUCUCAUGGGAAUCCAUUUUCGUCACCACAUCAAUCCUUUAUUUUCAAUUUUCCGUUAAUUUCAACAUAGUGUGUUUUACACGUUCAACAAUACAUAAAUCCAACAUGACUUUUCCUAGCUAUAUGAUUGAUUAAUUUCCAAGAAAUCAGAAUGACAGACUGAAGUGCAUAAACACAACAAGUUUGACUUGUGAUCACCUUCAUUUUUAAGUUUAACUUGCCUUCAUCUGUCACAUGCAUUAAGACAAAACAGAAACAUGAAUUCGACCAUGUCUUCUUCUAAUUCCUUCAAGCUUCUAUUUCUGUUCAUCCUCAUUAACUUUCUCCUUAACAAAACAACUAAAGCACAAGACCCCACUUUUAUCUACCACAGUUGUUCUAAAGACAAAACCACCACCAACAGCACAUACCAAACAAACCUCGUAACCAUGUUCUCUUCACUAUCCUCCAACGCCACCAACAAUGAAUUCCAGAACACCACAGUCACAGCAACAAACCCAUCAAACAGAGUGUACGGUCUAUUCAUGUGCAGGGGAGACGUUUCAUCUCCUUUCUGCAAACAAUGCGUGUCGAAUGCAACACAGAAACUAUCAUCAGACUCAGACUGUUCCUUAUCAAAAGUGGCAGUUAUCUGGUACGACGAGUGCAUGGUUCGGUAUUCCAACACCUCUUUUUUCUCAACCGUAGACACGAGUCCCAGUGUUUACCUUUGGAACACUGCCAAUAUGACGAACCAAGAAAGCUUCAUGAGUUUGCUGUCUGUUACUAUGAAUGAAACAGCAAAUGAAGCGGCGAAUUCUAAUUCUGUUGGUGUUAAAAAGAAGUAUGCUACAAAGGAGGCUAGCGUAUCUGGAUUUCAGACGCUAUAUUGUUUGGCUCAGUGUACAGAAGAUUUAUCUCCACAAGAUUGUAGAAUAUGCCUUAGUGAUGCCAUAGGAGAUCUUCCACAGUGCUGUGAAGGAAAGCAAGGAGGAAGAGUUUUAUUUCCUAGCUGUAAUGUUAGAUAUGAAUUGCAUCCUUUUUAUCAGAAGAUUCAGAAACUUGCUCCUUCACCGGCACCAACACCAGGACUUGCUCCUCCAACAACCACUCCGAAUUUGGGAGUUUGGAAUAUUGCAGGAAGUAGUGGAAUCUCAUCAGGGACAAUUGUUGCAAUUGUGGUUCCAAUUACGGUAGCUGUGUUGCUAUUUAUAGUAGGCGUUUGUUUCUUCUGUAAAAGAGCAGCAAAGAAGAAGCGUGACGUUGCACAAGAACCAAGAACUGAAACUGAUAUUACCAUCGUGGAAUCGUUGAGAUUUGAUUUGGCUACACUAGAAAAAGCCACAAACAACUUCUCAGAAGCAAAUAAGCUAGGUCAAGGUGGAUUUGGUCAGGUUUACAAGGGCAUGCUUUCAAGUGGACAAGAAAUAGCUGUCAAGAGACUCUCUAAAAACUCUGGCCAAGGCGGAGAAGAAUUUAAGAAUGAAGUUAUGCUGGUUGCCCAACUUCAGCAUAGAAAUUUAGCUAGGCUUCUAGGUUUUUGCUUAGAAAGAGAAGAAAAGAUACUUGUUUAUGAAUUUGUGGCCAACAAAAGCCUUGACUAUAUUCUUUUUGAUCCUGAAAAACAAAGCGGGUUGGAUUGGACAAGGCGUUACAAGAUUAUUCGAGGGAUUGCUCGAGGCAUUCAAUAUCUUCACGAAGAUUCUAGGCUGAAAAUUAUUCAUCGUGAUCUCAAAGUUAGCAACAUAUUGUUGGAUGGAAACAUGAAUCCAAAAAUCUCUGACUUUGGCAUGGCAAAAUUAUUUGGAAUGGAUCAAACUCAAGGAAAUACUAGUAGGAUGGUAGGGACAUAUGGUUACAUGUCUCCGGAAUAUGCAAUGCGUGGAGAGUUCUCUAUCAAGUCUGAUAUAUACAGUUUUGGAGUCCUCAUUAUGGAGAUUAUAAGCGGCAAGAAGAACAUAUCUUUCCAUGAAACAGGUGUUGCUGAGGAUUUAAUGAGCUAUGCAUGGAAACUUUGGAAGAAUGGAUCAUCCUUGGAAUUGGUGGACGACACAUUAAAAGAAUCUUAUACUCCAAAUGAAGUUAUAAGAUGCAUUCAUAUUGGUUUACUAUGUGUCCAAGAAGAUCCCGCAGAUAGACCUACGAUGGCAACAAUAAUGCUCAUGCUAGAUAGUUACACCGUUUCUCUACCUUUACCUAUUCAGCCUGCAUUUUUUCUACACAGUGGAACUGAUCCAAACACGCGGAAGAUAGAAAUUAGUGAAUCAACUACUAAUGGAAUACCAGAGUCUUUCAAUGAGAUGUAGUUUGGUGAUUAGAUCAUGGUAGAGCUUGAGAACUUUAGGAGAUUUUAAAAUUGUAGUUUAAUGGUGUAUACAGUUUUGAGUUCAAAACAUUGUAACAUUUUGUAUUAGUUUAUUUUUCAAUUUGGAAAUAAUAUCUGCAGGUUCUUUAGGCCAUCUUGGCCGCUAAA